AUGCCGCAGCUUCAGCGAACGCAAUGGCAGAGAUGUCCAGGGUGUCCAUCCUUGUGCCGCUUUAGUUCAGUGCUGGCUUCUGUGUUCAAUGGGCACUUUCCUCUCAAAGCGGAUGAAUCAGGAGCAUGUCUAAUUGAUUGAGACGGAGGCCUGUUUAAAGAUCUUUUGGAUUAUCUGCAUGGAGAAGUUCGGAUUCCUGAAGAUGAACAAAUUCAAAUUGCGCUGCAGAAGGAAGCAGAUUAUUUUGGCAUCCCUUAUCCAUACUUGACGUUUGGCUAUCAAAUGGAGAUGUGUUCUUUAAAGUCAAAUAGAGAGCUUAAAAAGGCUUUGUUAGAUUUCUGCGACUCAUAUGAUUCAGUUUGCGGCAAGCCCACAGUUUGGGUCCUGCACUAUCUCAACACGUCUGGAGCGAGCUGUGCAAGUAAAAUUAUUGGGGUGUGUGCCACAAGAGCUGAUGGGACUGGUGCAAUUAGUAAAGAGCUAAGAACAAAAAUUCACAGUAAAAGCAUUUACAAAAGAGAAGCUGGAAAUAACAUCCAAUACCUCUGGAGCUAUUAUUCAGUGGCUGUUAAAAAGAUGAUGGAUGCUUUCAAGGCCUGGGAAGGGAGAGGCAGAGUAUUAAUUUUGUUCUUUUACUUCAGUACUACUACUUUUUUACAGAAAAAGCCACAGCCAGCUUAAAAUAAAGCAGAAACACUGCACCAUUUUUUAAUAUAAAUAUAA
This is a messenger RNA of Columba livia (rock pigeon), 723 nucleotides long. RefSeq names its product potassium channel tetramerization domain containing 18 (gene KCTD18). The record is from RefSeq and is a predicted model, not a curated record. Gene Ontology annotation, biological process: protein homooligomerization. NCBI's taxonomy places the organism in Eukaryota, Metazoa, Chordata, Aves, Columbiformes, Columbidae.